AUGCCUGAUAGUGCCACCGUUACCACACCAAGAGCCUUGUCAUCCCAAAGCCACCUGUCGGCUCCGGGGCCCCUGAACUCUCAACCCAUCGUCGGGGCGCUGGCGCUGAGCGGUUCCCAAUACCAGCUCCACCACUCUUCUUCGAGCUCGUCCCCCAACAAUAAGGAUCUUCCUCGCCGUCUGAGUUUUGGUUUCAACAACUUCAUAUCUACUUUUACAAACCGUUUUCAAGACAUGUCGAACUCCCCAACUAUUGGCAAUUUCCAAGACUUUGCAUCCAGGGAUCACCGUGACAUCACCCUUACCAAUCAUCCUGGUAUUCCUCGACCUCAAAGCGCCCGCACUCAACUGGCCCCACAUCAACAUACUUCAGCUCUGUCAGAGGAUAGCAAUUUAAUGGAGGAGCUGCCACAAUUCACACAGAACGGCACCGCCGAACCGGAAUAUUCUACUGGCGAUCUGACAUCUUCUGGAGUGCCAGUGAGCCAACCCGUGGUCGCCCAAACGUCCCCGCCUUCCAUAACACAAAAUGUUCAAACGAUUCCCGAAUCUGAAUCCACAGCUCUGCCGAUAGCGUCACCUACAGCAGAACCGACGUCACAGCUUGAUAAGGAUGGCAACUACAGCAUUCGCCUUACGCCAUUGAUUGACCAUUCAUCCCUGAGUCUGGGUCUUUACUUUUCGCCAGUCAUACGUAAGAUCCUUCCAAAACUGCAAAUAUCUAUUGGGAGAUACACCGAAAAGAACAAGGCCGCUGCUCAUGCACCUCAAGGCUCGCUGGCGCCUAUCGUGUUCAAAUCUAAAGUUGUUUCGAGAACCCAUGCACUCUUUCAGUGUAAUGAGGAUGGUCAGUGGUUCUUAAAGGACUGUAAGCUGUCUCUGGGGACAUUUCUUAAUCAUAUCCGUCUUUCAAAAGCGGGCGAGGAGCUGAUGCUCAUGCCUUUACUAGACGGUGACAUCAUACAAUUGGGGAUGGACUAUCGAGGUGGGACAGAAGAAGUAUAUCGCUGUGUCAAAAUGAGAUGUGAGUUCAACAAGCUGUGGCAACGGAAGGUGAAUCAAUUCAAUUUGGAGAUCCAUAAGAAAAUGCAGAGUUUAAGCUUACUGCAGAACAACAAUCAAGCUGAUCCAACAGAAUGCGCAAUUUGUUUGAUGCGUAUUGAACCCUGUCAAGCUAUAUUCAUGAGCCCUUGCUCUCAUCUGUGGCACUACAAGUGUAUUCGCCCAAUUAUCAUAAAACUGUAUCCUCAGUUUUAUUGCCCUAACUGCCGAACUAUGUGCGAUCUAGAGACGGAUAUUGAGGACGAUGAUUAA
This is a messenger RNA of Diutina rugosa, 1314 nucleotides long. Its product is annotated as ubiquitin-conjugating protein. Gene Ontology annotation, cellular component: ubiquitin ligase complex; cytosol; mitotic spindle pole body. The transcript has a single exon. Bases 1 to 1314 code for a protein of 437 amino acids. NCBI's taxonomy places the organism in Eukaryota, Fungi, Ascomycota, Pichiomycetes, Serinales, Debaryomycetaceae. Gene Ontology annotation, biological process: protein ubiquitination; negative regulation of septation initiation signaling; ubiquitin-dependent protein catabolic process. The record is from RefSeq and is a predicted model, not a curated record. Gene Ontology annotation, molecular function: ubiquitin protein ligase activity; protein binding.